CUUAAGAGGGCUCUCUCUAUAUAUGCCUACGCAUUGCACUCUUCAGUUGCGUUGGUAUUUUUGGUUUAGCUGCUUUCCGCGACCCGGCGUGAAUCCGCCGGACGGAAAGCACACGAGUGGAAGCGAGUUCUUGAAGGUGGAGCGGUUCCUCGAAAGGCCACGCCGACCCCUUCCACCUCGCAGCCCAUUCUCCGCCUCAAUGGAUUCAAGGGGAGAGGAGGCCGGCGUGAAUCCGCCGGACGGGACACGCCCGGACAUCUACGAGCUCUUCUGCCAUUACAACGCCCUCUACUUCCGCGACGCCCUCGGCGCCUGUGCCCUCUCCUGGGCCUCCUCCUCGCCUUACCCCAGCUAUGCUGCCUACUGUCACUAUUAUGAUGGUGGCGGUUGUGAGAUACACCUGUCUAAGCCCUUGUUGAAGACCUGCACUGCUUCUGAUCUUAAAAAUGUUUUACUACAUGAGAUGAUUCAUGCUUUCCUCUGGAUUGAGUACAAUAACAAGGAUCACAGUGACCAUGGUCCAAGUUUCCAGGAUAUGAUGAAUUCAAUAAACUCCAACUCAGUUAUAGAUCCUCAGAGACCGAUAGGAGGAUACAACAUCACGAUCGAUCAUGGGUUUCAGAAGGACCAUAAUGAUGAUGGAGUUCACCAAUGGAUUUGUGAACUGUGUGGUGAGGUAAUCUUGUCAACCACAAAUAGAGGACCUUCAGCCGAUGACUGCAUCGAAAAUGUGGGGCCUGAUGCAUUUUGUGACAACCCAUUAUGUCACUGGCAUAGCCAUAACAAGCAGUGCAGUGGUAGAUACUCUAAAUGUGGGCCACCUGAAUGUUACGGUGACAAAACUAGUUCAAGAGGCAAACAAGAGUGUCAUGAGAACAGGACUGAAAAAUUGCCCCAUCUAGCUGGACAGACCAAACAAAGAUUACAUAAAACAGGACAAAAGAAGGAUAAGCACAAUGGCCAAAAAAAUAAUUUAGCCAAGUAUUUGCUGCCUUCAGGUGAUGCAACUCAAAGUUCAGCGAAUACUUCUUCCUCUAGAGAUGAUUCUUGCAAGGAAAUUAAUUUUGAACAGUUGAAACGCGACCCAGAAAUGCAGUGCACUGUGGCAGCAGGAGGCCGUAAACGAAGAAAAAAAUGUGUUUCCAAGAAGCAUGUUUCUACUCGCCCAAAAAGAAGAAAGCUGACAAGAUGUGACAACAAAUGCACAGUUGUAAUUGAAUGGUUGGGCUUAUUCGAAGAUGAGGAAGCUGAAGAUGACUCAGAACCUCUGGUAAAUAAAAGGUCAGAGAGGAGGAAGAAGCAAAAGCUACUGAGUGGUAUUAAGGAUUGAAAUGCGCAAACUGAAGUUAUCUAUCAUGCCACCUCCUUUCAGAUGGGUUGCAGCAGAGAUGACAGAGAUAAACAUGCUAUAGAUGAGCAAGAGAGACAUCUGAUUUUGAGCAACAAUCAUCUGACAGGAAGCCUUGAAAUACAUGCUAAGGACUGGCACACCAUGAAAGCUGCAUCCAAAGAUGAGAUUGGUUGCCUUCCCAACCGGCUGAUGAUGUGCUCCCAGAAUGCAGUGUAACUGGAUAUAUGGAUGUUAAGAUGUAUGAUGACUCCUUCGAAAUCACUGGUUAUUGUGGAUAUCUCAGAUGGCUAGUGGCAAAAAUUUCCUCCGAAUUUGUGGUAUCUUCUUCCAUCUGCAUCUAUUUGCACUAGGAAACACAGUACAUAUGCUUGCAAGCUCAUUUUAAGCUGUGCACGAGGCUCACAAGGCUCCUGUAAUAUAUAGAAUCUGGAGAGGAUUGAUUAGUAUGGGAAACCUUAAGCUUGCCAGCAGAAAGACUAUGAUGUCAAGAUUCAUUCUCUUAGUAAGCAUCCCAAGUAACUUAGCCAAACAAAUACAGGCACUAAGAUCUCUGGGCAGCAGGAAAUUAUACCUUCUUCCUAUGUGGUUUUACUUCCACGUGCCAUAAGAGAAUAUGAUUCUAACAUCAAUUGUAGUGUUUUUUUUUUCCUUUCUAAUUUAGGACGAUUUUAGAGCAAUUAUUCGUC
Musa acuminata AAA Group (dessert banana) is the source of this 2037-nucleotide messenger RNA. RefSeq lists its product as uncharacterized. The record is from RefSeq and is a predicted model, not a curated record. Gene Ontology annotation, cellular component: nucleus. Gene Ontology annotation, molecular function: metalloendopeptidase activity; polyubiquitin modification-dependent protein binding; single-stranded DNA binding. Bases 23 to 1330 code for a protein of 435 amino acids. Lineage: Eukaryota; Viridiplantae; Streptophyta; Magnoliopsida; Zingiberales; Musaceae. Gene Ontology annotation, biological process: DNA damage response. The transcript is spliced from 7 exons.